Molecule: messenger RNA, 1436 nt
Organism: Lactuca saligna
Lineage: Eukaryota; Viridiplantae; Streptophyta; Magnoliopsida; Asterales; Asteraceae
Source: the annotation of a GenBank genome assembly
CAAUAGCCCAAUAUUGCUUAAUACGGAAGGCUUUUUUGCCAAGUCGGAUGCACACGCACUGCACCGGAUCCUUCCUCUACGAACGACACUGAAAUCUGAUUGGCUGCACACCCACCACCCAAAAAAUAUCUGCCACAGAACCAUGAAGAUCGGCGGUUCAAAAUUCGACGCGCCGCCCAGUAACUGUAGUGGACUCCACCGCCUUUCCACCAGAUUUUUUAUGUCUCUGCUAAACGUUACCUAUUUAUACUCCAUUUCCUCAUCCGCCCACCGACCAUUUACAAUUUCAGUCUUCAAUGAAUCCGCACUUUUCUUCAUCUUCUCCGGCAGGAUCCGACCCGAUUCUCCACACCUGGUCUCCUUCGCCGAUCCCGUGCCAGCAGCCGCUUCCUAUAUCGGUAGCCGUUGCAGAUACGACGGUGGAGACAACAGGAGAAGGGGAUACGGAUAGGAUUCCCCAACCGCUGGAGUGUUUACAAGGAACACUAAUCCCGCCAUUUCUGUCAAAAACUUUCGAUUUGGUGAGUGACCCGAGACUCGACCCGAUUAUCUCAUGGGGUGGAAGUGGACAGAGCUUCGUCGUCUGGGAUCCGGUGGAGUUCGCCAGAAUAAUCUUGCCCCGAAACUUCAAACACAACAAUUUCUCGAGCUUUGUUCGACAACUUAACACAUAUGGAUUCCGCAAGAUUGAUACAGACAGGUGGGAGUUUGCCAAUGAAAGAUUCUUACGAGGGAAGAGGUAUCUUUUGAAGAACAUUCAAAGGCGUAAAUCGAAUCAGUCAACAAGCAGUAACGAAGAAGCUGAGGUAGAACAAUUACACAAAGAAAAAGCAGAAAUUAUGAAAGAAAUCAUCAGUUUACAACACGAACAGCGUGAGACGUAUCGAUAUAUGGAAUCAAUCAACGAGAAACUCAAAGCAGCUGAACAUAAACAAAAACAAAUGGUUUCGUUUAUGGCUAAACUAAUCAAAAACCCGCAAUUUGUGUCUUCUAUACAAGAAAAGAAAGAACAUCAGCUUCAUAUUUCUUCUCCAAGAACCAUUAGGAAGUUUGUUAAACAUCAACCCCUUGACUCAAAUCCUAUUACAGCACCAGAAGGUCAUGUCUGGAAAGGGAAAAACGUGUCGGAAAUGGAAUCGGAGGCUGCACCGGAAGACUUAUUUCCGGUGGAUCUCGGAAAAGGAAAGAAUGUAUUGGAACCGGUUUCUGUUGGGAUUGAUGAUAUUACUGUGAAACAAGAGGACAUUUGGAGCAUGGGAUUCGAAACUAAUGCGAUAUGGAGUGAUGUUGGAAACUUUGAGUUGCCGGAGUUUGGCGUCGGAGGUGUUGACUCGUCGGAUUUAUGGAAUUUAGGAACUUCAGGUGCUGUGAAUUGGGAUCGUUUUGAUGAGAUUGAAAGGCAAGAAGAUGAUAGGUUUAGGGAAACGGAUCCAUAG